AUGGCCCAUGCCUUGGAUUUUGUGCUCAGGCUGCAUUGCCGUUUGUAUGGAAGUUCCUCGUUUGGCUCGGUCUAUGUUCCAGGAGUAGGAGCGAGAGCAGGUGGUUACCAGUUACAGAUUACAGGUCCCCAGUUACUAGUUACUAGUUACUGGUUACCGGUUACCAACUACUCCAAGUGGUCAGCACUUACUCUACGGGCCAAUGGAGGAGGAAUAGAGGGCCUAGGACUACAAGAAGCUGCUAGUGGUCUCCAACCACCACCACCUUUGUUAAUUGUUGCUUGUGACUUUGCUCCUGCUACACGGUUUGCAAAGAUUGAUUUGCCAAGGUCGUUCAUUUCAAUCAAGAAAUUGGUUAGCACCAACAAAAAUGAAGUUCCAGAGAAAAGGACUGAGAACCCCAAAGGAAACUCUGAGAUUCCUAAGUAUGCUUAUCAAUGUGCACGAUUUAAGAGGAAUUAUAAGCUUCGCAAAAGUCUUAGCCCUGCUAAGAAAGCAUAUGAGCUUAGGAAUGGGUUUAAAGCAAGAGUAAGUGCCAAGUUGAUGGAUCAGAAGUCUGAUGACAUGGCGAAAGAACCUAUUCAAGGAAAACUCCUUAAAGUUUAUGGAGGAUGUGUGUGCAUGGUGAAGUAUUCAUUGAUCACUGCCAUUAAGAAACUCAAAGGUGGAGAUCAUCGCCAAGAUGACACAUCAAUCAGGCCCAUGAUAUCCAGGUCGUCGGCAGCUACAGUGGAGAAGAGCGUGAACGAGGCAGUGAAGGCAGGCACCAAAAUUUUAGUUGGUGGUAAGCAAAGGGAAGCUUUCAUGGAGCCAACAAUCCUGGAAGACACUCCCUUUGACACAGAUGCAAGGAAGGAAGAGAUUUUCAAUCCCAUGAUCCUUCUCUACUCAUACAAUGAUUUCAAGGAAGCUGUGAAGGAAGCUAACAACACAUAUUACGGUCUCCAAGCCAGCGUCUUUACAUAUGAUCUAAACAAGGCUGGAGGAGUUUGCCUCAACAAUUCGCCAAGCACGUGCGUUGAUAGUCAGCCAUACGGUGGGAUCAAAGACUCUGGAAUCCAACGAGAGGGUGUCAAGUACACGAUGGACGACAUGCUUGAAACAAAAGUUUUAGUCAUGUGCAAUAUAGGCAAUGCAUCUUACUUUUGA
Selaginella moellendorffii is the source of this 1149-nucleotide messenger RNA. Its product is annotated as succinate-semialdehyde dehydrogenase, mitochondrial. Gene Ontology annotation, molecular function: lactaldehyde dehydrogenase (NAD+) activity. The transcript has 6 exons. NCBI's taxonomy places the organism in Eukaryota, Viridiplantae, Streptophyta, Lycopodiopsida, Selaginellales, Selaginellaceae. Bases 1 to 1149 code for a protein of 382 amino acids. The record is from RefSeq and is a predicted model, not a curated record.